AUGGGUCGCCGUCCCGCUCGCUGCUACCGCUACUGCAAGAACAAGCCGUUCCCCAAGUCGCGCUACAACCGUGGUGUGCCCGACCCGAAGAUCCGCAUCUUCGACCUCGGCCGCAAGAGGGCGUCGGUUGACGACUUCCCCUUCUGCUGCCACCUCGUUUCCGACGAGUACGAGCAGCUCUCGUCCGAGGCUCUCGAGGCCGCCCGUAUUUGCGCCAACAAGUACAUUGUGAAGAACGCCGGUAAGGAGGCCUUCCACCUCCGUGUCCGCGCCCACCCCUUCCACGUUAUCCGUAUCAACAAGAUGCUUUCGUGCGCCGGUGCCGAUCGUCUGCAGCAGGGUAUGCGUGGCGCUUGGGGCAAGCCUUACGGCAAGGUCGCCCGUGUCAACAUUGGCCAGGUUAUCAUGUCGAUCCGUUGCCGUGACCAGAACAAGGCCAUCAUCAUCGAGGCCCUCCGUCGCGCUCGUUACAAGUUCCCCGGUCGCCAGAAGAUCAUCAUCUCGAAGAAGUGGGGCUUCACCUCGCUUGACCGCCCCGACUACGAGGCCCUCAAGGCCAAGAAGCUCGUCGUCAACGACGGUGCCUACGUCCAGUUCCUCAAGCCCAAGGGCAACCUCGAGGCCAACCUCCGCAUGGCCCAGCGCGCUUAA
Messenger RNA from Cutaneotrichosporon oleaginosum, 651 nucleotides. Its product is annotated as 60S ribosomal protein uL16. Gene Ontology annotation, molecular function: structural constituent of ribosome. NCBI's taxonomy places the organism in Eukaryota, Fungi, Basidiomycota, Tremellomycetes, Trichosporonales, Trichosporonaceae. The record is from RefSeq and is a predicted model, not a curated record. Gene Ontology annotation, biological process: ribosomal large subunit assembly; translation. Gene Ontology annotation, cellular component: ribosome; cytosolic large ribosomal subunit.